AUGCAGCGAGCGACGCAGGACGGCCUUGAAUGGCAAGAGUCAUUUCUGGAUUUAGAGCCAGUAUGGACACGAGAGCCUUCCAUAGGCGCCAUUGAGAGCAUAUCCCGUCAACAGCUCAAGAUAACAUCAGAUAAUCCCUGUACCGUCACAUUCCACGGAGCAGGUUUCUUCAACAAGUUCUACCUCGUUCGUGCUGAGGGAAGUACUUUCGUCAUGCGCGUUACCUUACCUGUCUACCCUCGCCACAAAACACGUGCCGAGAUCGGCUUUGAAUGGAUCUUGAUAGAGUUUAUGCAGGGUACGUCCGCGCAGAAGCGAUGGCGUACCAUGUCGAUGGAGCAGAAGAUUGCGCUGACGGAGCGAAUUGCAACCUUCCAGUUUGAGCUAUCAGGUCUCGAGAAGCAAGAACUAGCCUUCAAAAGUAUGGGGACAUUGGAUUCUCCUGAGACUGACCUCGAGGCCGACUUCAGAGCACCCGGAGCUGCGAUUACACCUGGACGCAUGGUUAUCCCUGAGUUCUUCAAGGGCGAUUAUCUUACAUAUGACAUCCCAAGGGGGCCAUUUCUCUCUACUCAUGAUUGGCUAAGCGCCGUAUUGACAUUCAACUCUCAGGAUGAACACGAUAUUGAAGACCACGAGGACAUCCUGCCAGUAGCGCAAAGCCUUCUGGCUCUCCUUCCUAAAGUUUUCCCUCCGGACUUGGGCAGGCCAGAGCCAUCAGCUCUCCAUCACCACUGUUCCCACCUCGACAAUAUCCUAGUUAACGAACAUGGAGAAGUUACAGCUGUGAUCGACUGGGAAUGUGUCACAGCACUGCCCCUCUGGAUGUUGAGUCAGGUGCCCAACUUCCUUAUUGACCAGCCUCGCGAAGAUGAGCCUCAGCGUGACGCAUAUAUGAACGAGACACCAGAAGAGGCUGCCGAAGCAGCGGAUAGGCGCAACGAUCCAAAUUACCUCGACAACGAAGGCAAGAAUCAGUUGUACUGGAUUCACAUGAUGGAGUAUGAGACUACGCAGCUACGCAAGGUCUACAAAGCAAAAUUGGAAGAGGUGUACUUCUUUAAUGCCGUCUUGCAAUGUGAUGGACUAUGGAUGAAAAUGGUACGGAAGCGGGUCGAGUGUAUUGAGAAAGGCGAGCCAGUGAGGUUUAAGGACAUGUGGAAUAGAUAG
Fusarium oxysporum Fo47 is the source of this 1170-nucleotide messenger RNA. RefSeq lists its product as uncharacterized. The transcript has 4 exons. The record is from RefSeq and is a predicted model, not a curated record. Lineage: Eukaryota; Fungi; Ascomycota; Sordariomycetes; Hypocreales; Nectriaceae. The coding region runs from base 1 to 1170 and encodes 389 amino acids.